This is a messenger RNA of Aureobasidium uvarum, 636 nucleotides long. Lineage: Eukaryota; Fungi; Ascomycota; Dothideomycetes; Dothideales; Saccotheciaceae. The record is from the annotation of a GenBank genome assembly.
AUGGCUGAUGAAUCCCAUGACGCUGACAAUGUGUCAGUAAGGUCUGGUCGCACAGUCUGUUAUGUCGCUGCCCUGGAUCCUACUCUACGAACUCCUUCCCCUGAACCAUUUGUCGAGGAUGCCGAAGAUGAGAACGAGUUCGAUCCAGCAUUUCAUUUGUUGCUCGAGCAGUCCAAGAGCCUGAAAGAAAUCUUCCAGAAACGGUCGCUCGAAUAUGGUCAGCUUAAGUACGAGCUGCGCCGCGCAAGGGAUAUCUACGACCAUCUGUAUCGUAUCGACUUUAACGUUUCAAGCACAAUACUUGCUACUGAAGAGAUUCUGGAAGUCUCGAAUUUCACUUUUCGCGAUCUUGAUAGCCACCUUUCAAGGCAGAAGCGUCAACAGAAAGAGUUCUUCGGUUCUCGCGUCACACGCGUCAGAGCUACCUUCGAACAGCUCGAAAGGCUUGCUGAGGAUAACGAAGUCUUGCUUGAAAAACUUCGAGUCCUCCAUUAUCCUGUCGAAGAAUUUCAACACAUCGCACGUCGCGACAGACUCAUGCGAUCUCAAAACAAUUUUGACUUCGUGAUCAAAGAACUCUGUGAGGAACUUUCGGCUUUCUUGUCCUCGAGAUCAGCAAUCACCUACUCAGAGUGA